GGAAAGAACCAGAAAAACCCAUUAAUGGUCUCUACAAAGAAUACCUUGAGACUUACAGAGAGAUGUACAGUCAAUUAGGAAGUACGGAAAAUUUUGAAGAAGAAGAAGAAACAGAAGACAGGGUGUCAAGAAACCAAAAACUUCAGAACCAACCCAGGGUUCGGUACAGACCUCAAUCGCAAAUUCGAAGACCCAAUCCAUUGCGCUACGAUCCUGUUACGAUGAGAAGACAGAAAAUUGAGCGGCCUUUUGAUGCUCAUCAAAGCAGAAAUUUGCCAAUCAAAAGCUUGAAUAGAGGUAUUCAAAUUGAUGCAGCUACUGUGGAGGGAUACCAAACCAAGAACCCAAAAUCCCCGCAUCGCAACGUGCUGAUUUCCACGAAUGGAUAUGAACCGGAAGGAAGGACUCAUGGAUACAACGAAGAGUUGUUGAAUGUUGAAAAUAAGAUGGAUGUCCAAUCAGAGGAUGAUUUUCGAGAAGAAACAAAAGAAAAUGGGGCUUCAAACAGCUACAGGCCUGAGAAAAUUAGCAUUUCUAGAUACAGACCCGAUGCACAAUUUCGGAGACCGAAAAAUAACAAAAAUUAUCGACUGGGACGACCAAGAAUUCAGCAGCAGCAGCUC
Molecule: messenger RNA, 623 nt
Organism: Notodromas monacha
Lineage: Eukaryota; Metazoa; Arthropoda; Ostracoda; Podocopida; Cyprididae
Source: the annotation of a GenBank genome assembly